AUGUCGACAGAAGUUAUGAAUAUUGAAAAUGAACUUGAAGCUCAAUGUCGUACUUACAAGCUUGAAAAGGAUUUUGCUUCGAAAACAGAAGCGGAUAUAAAUAAUGAAAAGAAACGAUUGAAUGCUCUUGAAGAAGAAAAACAUUUAAUUGAAAGCCAGGAUCUGAAAACUCAACAAGAAUUGAUGACAAAAAGGGCAUUAAUUGCUACAGAAAAAAAGAAGUGUGAAGAAGUUCAAAAGCGUUUAAAGGAGUUGGAAGCCGAAAUUGAAACGUACAAAGAAAAAGGUAUUCAAAUAGAAGACACGCUUAAAAGAUUGGAUUUGAACAUUGUUACUUCACCUGAACUUCUUAUUGAAGAAUUGAAAAAAUUGGAAAAAAAUCGAUUAGAUGUGGAAAAGAAGUUGGAGGAUACCCAAAAAACUAAGCGAAAAACUGAAUAUGAAGUAGCUGAAAUACUCGCAAUGGGUCAACGAAUUGAUGCUCUUGGAGAAGACUUGGAAAAGUUGGAAGAGUUUAAACGAAGAAUGCCUGAAAUGAGAGGGAAUGAAGAUAAAAUAAUUCAAGUAAAAUUUUUGAAAAGAAUCCUCCUGACUAGGGUCUAUCACUCACAUCAGCACAAUGUGUUGAACAAAAUUCAGUAA
Messenger RNA from Meloidogyne enterolobii, 642 nucleotides. The record is from the annotation of a GenBank genome assembly. Lineage: Eukaryota; Metazoa; Nematoda; Chromadorea; Rhabditida; Meloidogynidae.